Chenopodium quinoa (quinoa) is the source of this 1092-nucleotide messenger RNA. RefSeq lists its product as uncharacterized. Lineage: Eukaryota; Viridiplantae; Streptophyta; Magnoliopsida; Caryophyllales; Amaranthaceae. Gene Ontology annotation, molecular function: nucleic acid binding; RNA-DNA hybrid ribonuclease activity. The record is from RefSeq and is a predicted model, not a curated record. Gene Ontology annotation, biological process: DNA integration. The coding region runs from base 1 to 1092 and encodes 363 amino acids. The transcript has a single exon.
AUGACGUCUCCAGAAGGAAACGUAUUUGAGUAUGCCAUAAAGUUCAAGUUCAAAGCGUCUAAUAAUGAAGCAGCGUACGAGGCGACGCUGGCAGGCUUGUGUAUGAGCCUCGCAGCCGGAGCCUGCAAAGUACACCUGCAGACUGAUUCUCAGCUCGUUGCCAGCCAAAUGCAGGGGGCGUAUGAGAUAAGGGAAGCCACUAUGAUGAAAUAUGUAACAAAAGUGAAAGAACUGGCAGCCCAGCUAGUCCAUUUCCAGAUAGACUUGGUCCCUAGAGCAGGAAACUCUCAGGCUGGCGCCUUAUCUAAGUUAGCCAUCUCCACCUUACAAAGCCUCACAAGAACAGUGAUGGUCGAAGUGUUAAAGGAAAGCAGCAUCGCUGAAAAGGAGCAGGUAAACUGCGUUGGGAGUCAGAGAGCCUGGUUCUCAGACAUCUUGUCGUACAAACUUCAUGGCUCGCUGCCCGAUGAUGAAGUACAGGCUAAAAAGGUGAAGAAAGACGGAAAUUGGUAUGUAGUGAUGAAUGGAGAGCUCAACAAGAAAGGCUUCUCAAAGCCACUGCUGAGGUGUAUUCCAGAAUGGGAGCAGGAGGGCAUUAUGGAAGAAGCCCACUCCGGAAUAUGUGCCAACCAUAUCGGCGGGAAAGCAUUAGGAGUAGAGGUCCUUAGAAGAAGGGCAUACUGGCCAACUCUCACGCAAGACACACUAGCAUAUGUUAAAAAAUGCGACAAGUGUCAAAAAUAUUCACUAGUCAUAAAUCAGCCAGCAAAUGAUCUGACUCCAAUCCUCAGCCCGAUCCCGUUCGCUCAGUGGGGAAUGGCUAUAUUGAGACCUUUCACCACUGGGUCAGGGGGCAGGAAUUAUCUCAUUGUGGCAAUAGAUUACUUUACAAAGAGGAUAGAAGCUGAUCCCACCAAGUACAUAAAGGCAACCCAGGUCAGAACAUUUAUAUGGAAGAGCAUCAUCACUAGAUUUGGGGUGCCACAGUGCAUAGUGUUUGAUCAUGGGUGCCAAUUUGACUGUGACACCAUAAAGGACUACCUGGGGGAUAUGGGCACCAAGUAUGCAAGUGCCUCAGUCUGCCACCCGUAG